Molecule: messenger RNA, 1902 nt
Organism: Rhopilema esculentum
Lineage: Eukaryota; Metazoa; Cnidaria; Scyphozoa; Rhizostomeae; Rhizostomatidae
Product: EF-hand domain-containing protein 1
Biological process (GO): mitotic cytokinesis; mitotic spindle organization; cilium-dependent cell motility
Cellular component (GO): axoneme; mitotic spindle
Molecular function (GO): alpha-tubulin binding
Source: RefSeq, a predicted model, not a curated record
ACCAACAAGCAAAGUUUCUAUGGAAACAUAACUCAAGUACAACAGCAAACCAAACCGAACAAAUUAGUAAUUUCGCUGCUGUUUCAAAACGACAGAGGAAAAGAUGUCUCUUCCAUUUUUACCUGGAAACAAUUUUACAGAUCCAACUAAAACCAAGUUCCACCGUUCGCAAACACUGCACUGGAAUAAUGGCUAUUCAUUGCCCCAGCUACCAACCACCGGCAUUGGAGGGGAACCUUUGUCAGUAAAUCAGCUGUCACAAGCAGAGCUUGACGAGCUUGCCAAUUUCAAGCCAUCAUUAACAUAUGGCCAGGCAAUCCAAGCCCCACCUGAAGACUUUAUUCCUGCUAGUGUUGGUUUUGAUAAAAAGGUGUUGCUGUUCAAUGCAUAUUUUAAACAGACAGUGCACGAGUCUCCCAAUGAGCAUUUUAGGAUAAGACAUGUCAAUAUUUAUUACUACCUUGAAGAUGAUUCCAUUUCAGUGGUAGAGCCUGUGGUUGAGAAUAGUGGAAUUCCACAAGGAAAACUUAUCAAAAGACAGAGAUUGCCAAAGAAUGACUUAGGAGACCAUUGGCACUGGAAAGAUCUUAACAUUGGAAUAAAUGUAUCAUUCUAUGGGAAGACAUUUUUCAUCUUUGACUGCAACCUAUGGACAAAGGAAUUCAUGGCAAGUGAAGGAAUUGUCCUUAACCAACCAGAGGAAUGCCCAGGUGACCCUUACACAGAGUCCAGAAAACAGCCAAUCAGGUCUUACAAGACACCCUCUACCUUUGACAAGCUACGUCAGUUCAUUGAGCUUGACAGACAAGUCUUGCGAUUUUAUUGUUUAUGGGAUGAUCGUGAUAGCAUGUUUGGUGAACUAAGACCAGUUAUUCUUCACUAUUACCUUGUCGAUGACACUAUGGAGAUCCGUGAAGUUCAUGAACCAAAUGAUGGCAGAGACCCCUUCCCUGUUUUAAUACGUCGACAGAAGAUGCCAAAAGAGAGGGAUAAUAUCAAAUCCUCGUUUCCUGUCGCUGUCAUGGAAAUAUCAGAGGAAGAAGUCGAUGGAUGGUACACUCCAGCAGAUUUUCGUAUUGGGCAAACACUAUUUGUUAUGGGCCGGCGUUUUCUUCUUUAUGAUUGCGAUGAAUUCACCCAGUCGUUCUAUCAAGCAAAUUUUGGCAUGACUGACUUCACCCCAUACGAUGUUAAAGGUGAAAUAAAGGAAAGAGCACCAAAAAUACUUCCACCUUAUAAUGGUUUUGGCUCAAUGGAAGAUUCACUACAAUCAUGCCUUUCGCUAGUACCACAGGCACCCAAAAAGGAUUUUAUCAAAAUGCUCGAGAACGACAACAAAGUUCUUCGAUAUGAAGGGAGACUGCGAUCUGUCAGACAAGAAGAUAAAGACAGAAGGUUCAUCAUUUCUUAUCGAUUAGCAGAUGACAUGAUUACCGUUUACGAACCACCACAAAGAAACUCGGGGAUACUUGGUGGGAAGUUUCUCGAGAGGACAAAAGUUAGGAAGCCAGGAACUUCAAUUGAUAAGCCAGAAUUUUACACACCUGCAGAUUUCAAAAUUGGUGCCACGAUUGAAAUAUACAAGCAUAAGUUUGUCGUAUAUGAUGCUGACCGUUAUGUGCUUGAGUACUUGGAAAGUUUUCCCGAAAUAUACCCCCUGGAUACUAUCAACUCCAUACGAGAAAAGCACGGUCUUGAAAAGAUUUCAAAAAAUGAAAAUACACAAAACGAACAAGGAAGAGAACCAGACAGUUAUUCCAAAACAGAGUAUCAGUGGAGGUUCAAAGGAGAUGGCCCUGAGUACAAAUGGAGAGUUUAAAAACACUUUCUAAAAAUGUAUAAAUAUUAACUUUGUAUUAUAGUUAUUGCUACCAUUUGGAUUAUUAACAAAUGAAGCUUUCA